Messenger RNA from Solea senegalensis (Senegalese sole), 992 nucleotides. Its product is annotated as methyltransferase-like protein 7A. The record is from RefSeq and is a predicted model, not a curated record. The coding region runs from base 25 to 759 and encodes 244 amino acids. The transcript has 2 exons. Gene Ontology annotation, molecular function: S-adenosylmethionine-dependent methyltransferase activity. NCBI's taxonomy places the organism in Eukaryota, Metazoa, Chordata, Actinopteri, Pleuronectiformes, Soleidae.
AAGUCUUGAAAUCCUUCAGCCAGGAUGAAGUCUUGUCUGAUGAAAUUCUGCAGACUUGUCCUCUUGGCACUGACUCUGCCCUUGAAUGUGAUGGAGAUCACGGGCCUGUGCGGCGCCUACAAGCGCUUCUUUCCAUUUCUCGCCUACAACGUCACGUUUUCGUACAACGCCAAGAUGCACAGAAUUAAGAGGGAUCUUUUCCGGGACGUGGGCAGAUUUGCAAACACUGACGGGUCGCUCCGCCUGCUGGAGAUCGGCUGUGGCAGCGGAGCAAACUUCAGCUUCUACCCGUGCGGCUGCACUGUGACGUGCACGGACCCGAACCCACACUUCCACAGGUACCUGCAGCUGAGCAUGGAUGCCAAUCAGCACCUGACCUAUGACGCGUUUAUAGUCGCGCGUGGAGAGGACAUGAAGGAAGUCCAGGACGAGUCAGUGGACGUGGUUGUCUGCACUCUGGUCCUCUGCUCAGUCAGCAACGUGCAGCAAGUGCUGCAGGAGAUCCGACGCAUCCUCAGAACAGGUGGAGCCUUCUUCUUUUUGGAGCAUGUCGUCUCAGACCCGUCCUCUUGGACAUUCUUCUUUCAGCAUGUGCUUGAACCUCUGUGGUACUACCUUGGGGAUGGAUGCAGAAUUACAAGAGCAACAUGGAAAGAUCUCGAAGCUGCAGGAUUCUCCGAACUUCACUUGAAACAAAUUGAGGCUCCAAAUGUUACAUCAAUGAUAAGGCCACAUAUUAUGGGAUUUUCCAUUAAAUAGAGUACAUAAUCUUUUUAAAUUUUUUACAAUUAAAAAACACAUUAGCCGUGCUUUAAAUUUUGAGUGAAAAUAUAUUUAUUUCCUUUCAGAAUCAGCAACAUUUCAUAGAUGGUUUGUUCUUCUGUCCCACCCCUCCCAAGAUGCACAUAAAUAAUAUUACCUGGACACUGUGCCUUUUCCCUGAUUGUCGCAGUAACUGCAAAGAAACAACCCAAUAAACCACACUCAAAGUA